Molecule: messenger RNA, 866 nt
Organism: Bemisia tabaci
Lineage: Eukaryota; Metazoa; Arthropoda; Insecta; Hemiptera; Aleyrodidae
Source: RefSeq, a predicted model, not a curated record
AGAAGAGGAAGAAGGUGUAGAAGGAGAGGAAGAAUGUGUGGAAGAAGAGGAAGUAGAAGGAGAAUCAGAUGAGGAGGAGGGAGAGGGAGAAGAGACAUCCAAUGUCUCCAUCUCAUCAUGCAACAGUGAAGUUACAGAUUGUCUCUCCACUGUAAGAAGAGAAGAAGAGGUUGGAGGAGGGGAGGCAGAAGAUGCAAGGCAACAUCACAUUCUGCCAGCACCUCCUAUCGAUUUUGUGGAUCUUCCAGCUGGUAGACUACGGUCAGGAAGAAUUCGAGGUGAAGCAGCACCACGUACAUCGCCACAGCAGGUCGAGAGAGUUGAUCCAAAUCCACCGCAAGAGGAGGAAAGAAUCCAUUCAAAUUCCUCUGUUCCUACUGCCAAUGAAGCAGCACCACAUACAUCGCCACAGCAGGUCGAGAGAGUUGAUCCAAAUCCACCGCAAGAGGAGGAAAGAAUCCAUUCAAAUUCCUCUGUUCCUACUGACAAUGAAGCGGCACCACGUACACUGCCACAGGAGGUCGAAAGAGUUGAUCCAAAUCCCCAGCAAGAGGAGGAAAGACUCCAUUCAAAUUCCUCUGUUCCUACUGCCAAUGAAGAUGAGGAACAAGCUGGACCAAGUGGAGUCAGCAGUAGAGGAAGAUCGAUCAGAGGGGUGGCAAGUGCCACAAGCCGCACAUUUAGAAUAGUUGAAGCGGCACAACAGGAAAGCUCUCCAGAGCUUAUGAUGGAACCGGAGGCUGGAUUGUCAGAGAAUGACCCAGAGUUCCAAGCAAUAGUCCAUCAAAGAUACCUGGAAUUUGCACGCCAUUGUGGAUUAAAUCAGCCAGAAACCUCAAGUUCUGAAGAUGAUGAGCAGGAUACUG